This is a messenger RNA of Schistosoma curassoni, 383 nucleotides long. Lineage: Eukaryota; Metazoa; Platyhelminthes; Trematoda; Strigeidida; Schistosomatidae. The record is from the annotation of a GenBank genome assembly.
CUGGUUUGUAAACAUUUGUAUGAAGGAGAAUAACUGUUCAUUAUGAAGCUCUACUUCAUUUUCUUUCUGUUGGUGAUAUACUGUGAAUUUUACAGCGAAGCAAAACCUGGCCGAGUCAAGUGCAGCGCAGAAUGUUGGGAAACGGGAAUAAAGUGUAAGAAUAACUGUAGAAGCAAUGCGUGUAAUAGAAAUUGCCAAGAUGGAGUUAGACAAUGUAUACGUGACGUAUGCAGAGUAAGCGAGCACGUGGAUACCUAUGACGAACAUAAAUUGCAUGACUAAAUGUGUUGUACCGAGACGGUGAUAAAACAUGUAGUUCAUCUAUAAGAUACAAUUGUGUUAUCUCAAUAAAACAUACAUACAAUCAUUUGUUUUACUUUUAA